AUGUCGCUUGACUCUGCAGUAGCUCAACUCCUAUCUUUGGACCCAGAGAAGACCACACUAUCUGGCGCAGGAGCAGGAUCAAGCUUCGCCUCAACAUCCAAGAUCACAACCAAACUCGACGAUGGCACAGAAAAACAAUUCUUCAUGAAAACGGGUUCAGGAAAAGAAGCCUCGGUCAUGUUCGAAGGCGAGCACGCAUCCCUUAGUGCAAUCUACAAUGCCGUUCCCAGCCUAUGUCCCCAAUCCUAUGGUCACGGCACAUUCACCUCUUCACCCUCCACCCACUUCCUCGUCACCGACUUUGUAGACUUGUCAAGUCGAUUUUCUUCCAAGGCGUCUUCAUCAGCACCUUCUCUAGCUGCAAAGCUAGCAAAACUGCACAGUACACCAGCACCCCCACCACCAGGAGAGUCAACGCCAAAGUUUGGAUUUCCGGUUACGACGUGUUGUGGUGAUACGCCUCAAGACAAUAGCUUUAAAAGCAGUUGGGCGGAGUUUUAUGCUGAGAAUAGACUCAUGUUUAUUCUUAAGCGUAGUGAGAAGACUAAUGGACCUGACAAGGAUUUGCGCUCGAUGGUCGAAACUACUUGCACAAAAGUAGUGCCACGCUUGAUAGGUGAUGAUCAUCUCAAUGGCGGUAAAGGUGUUACUCCUGUCGUCGUCCAUGGAGACCUUUGGUCAGGCAACGCCAGUCUCGGGAGACUACCCGGUAUGGAAGCUCCCGAGGAUAUCAUCUAUGACUCUAGUGCCUGCUAUGCGCAUAGCGAGUUCGAAAUUGGUAUAGAAAAAAUGUUCGGAGGGUUUGGAGGAAGCUUCUUCAAGGAGUAUCAUGAAAUUGUCCCCAAGACAGAGCCUGCGGAGGAAUACGCAGACAGGAUUUCUUUGUACGAGCUGUACCACCAUCUGAACCAUCACGCGAUAUUUGGUGGUGGCUACAAGAGUGGUGCUGUCAGCAUCAUGAGCAAGCUGAUUGGAAAGUAUGGCAAGGACUAG
Aureobasidium melanogenum CBS 110374 is the source of this 993-nucleotide messenger RNA. RefSeq names its product Ketosamine-3-kinase. The record is from RefSeq and is a predicted model, not a curated record. The coding region runs from base 1 to 993 and encodes 330 amino acids. Lineage: Eukaryota; Fungi; Ascomycota; Dothideomycetes; Dothideales; Saccotheciaceae. The transcript has 2 exons.